This is a messenger RNA of Zophobas morio, 840 nucleotides long. Its product is annotated as trypsin-1-like. Gene Ontology annotation, molecular function: serine-type endopeptidase activity. Gene Ontology annotation, biological process: proteolysis. The transcript is spliced from 2 exons. Bases 1 to 840 code for a protein of 279 amino acids. The record is from RefSeq and is a predicted model, not a curated record. NCBI's taxonomy places the organism in Eukaryota, Metazoa, Arthropoda, Insecta, Coleoptera, Tenebrionidae.
AUGUGUCAGUACCUUUUAUUCAGUGUUACACAUUUCCAUAUCACCCAGUUGAUAACGAGUCGUCGCACUAGAAGGUCACACCAGCACAUUAACACAGUAAUGCAUAAACAAUUAUUGUUAUUACUGCUACCUGCGAUUACGCAGGCGGCUUCGCGCAUCGUCGGUGGCACCCGCAUCCCCAUCACCACCGCCCCCUACCAACUCAGUCUCCGCCGCUGGGGCCAACACCUCUGUGGCGCCGCCCUCUUAAGCCCCACCAUCGCCGUAAGCGCCGCCCACUGCUUCUCCGCCCCCGGAGCCUACUCUAUCAAAGCCGGAAUAACCAACCUCCACGAAUUCGGAACCGUCGUCCACGUCAACCUGAGCUUAGUCCACCCGAAGUUCAUGAAAUCCCCCGCCGACUACGACCUCGCAGUUCUGUUUUUAGCCUCCCCUCUACCUCUGUCCGAUAAAAUUAAGCCAGUGGCGUUACCCAAGGAGGGUCCGGAGGGUCAAGUUCGCGGCGGCAUGGUGGGGAGGGUGAGUGGGUGGGGGAAGGCGUCAGCUAGUUCCAAAAAUGUGCGUUCUGAGGAGUUGAGAGCCGUGGAUUUGCCAGUGGUACCACAAUUGAAGUGUAAUGUUACGUACUUGGGGAGGGUUACGGAGAGGAUGUUUUGUGCGGGGUUGGCGCAGGGGGGGAAGGAUUCGUGUACGGGGGAUUCGGGGGGGCCUUUUGUGGUUGAGGGGGUGUUGUAUGGGGUUGUGUCUGGGGGACGGGAGUGCGGAAGGGCUGGGUAUCCGGGGAUUUACACGAAUGUGCAGGUGUUGAGGGGGUAUAUUAGGGAGAAUGCGGGGUUGUGA